AUGUCUGACGUCCAAAAGACUGUUGAGGAGACCCCCGCGGUCGUCCCUGCCACCGAGCCCGUCGUGGAGACCCCCGCCACCGAGGCCACCGAGGCUCCCAAGGAGGCUGAGGCCACUGAGCCCGAAACCACCGCUACUCCCGCCGUUGAGAACAGCGAAGCUGCUGAGCCCGUCAAGGAGGAGAUCAAGCCCGCCACCGAGGGUACCCUCGGCCACAAGGCCCCCGGUCUUGUCAAGGGCUUCCGUUUCUCCAAGCGCUUCUUCUACUUCAACGAGGAGGCUGUUGAGAGCAAGCAGCUCUCCGUCUUCCACCAGAACGAGAAGGCCAGUGUUGCCAACCCCAUCGCUGCCUGGGCCAGCCAGACCGGCAAGGGUCUGCUGUUCUUCACCAAGCGCGCUGAGGACAAGGCCACCCCCGCUGGCAUCUUCAACCUCUCUGAGGUUUCUGAUGUGACCAAGGAGGGCUCCACCGAGUUCCUCUUCAAGGUUGCUGGCCAGAAGCACACCUUCCAGGCCUCCUCCGCCGCUGAGCGUGACAGCUGGGUUGUCGCUCUCGAGUCCAAGGCCACCGAGGCCAAGGCUGAGAAGGAGACCAUCAUCACCAGCGAGGGCUACAAGGCCGAGCUUGAGAAGCUCACCAAGCCCGCUGCUGCCGUUGCCGCCAAGAAGCCCGAGGAGAAGAAGGAAGAGACUCCCGCCGAGGCCGCCACCGAGGCUCCCAAGGAAGAGGCCAAGGAGGAGAAGAAGGAGGAGAAGGCUGCUACCAAGAGCCGCUCCCAGUCCCGCAAGCGCACCAGCAUCUUCGGUACCCUCCUAGGCAAGAAGGACGCCGAGGAGAAGAAGGAGGAGAAGGCCGAGGCCAAGGAGGAGACUCCUGCCACUGAGGAGGCCAAGGCUGCUGAGCCUACCACCGAGACCUCUGUCGAGGCUGCUCCUGUCGCUGCCGAGCCCGUUGAGGCUAUUGUUCCUGCCGUCGCCCCCGUUGAGGCCACUGAGGAGGUCAAGGCUGCCGAGCCCGUCGCUGAGACCCCCGCCGUUGAGACCGAGGCUGCCAAGGAGACCCCCAAGGAAGAGAUCAAGGAGGAGAAGAAGAAGGACGAGAAGAAGUCCAAGCGCGCUUCCAUCUUCGGUAACUUCUUCCAGAAGGUCGCCAGCCCUUCUCAGGAGAAGUCCGAGAAGGAGGCCACUGCUGUCCCUGCCACUGAGGAGACCGCCGUCGCCAGCACUGCCCCUCAGCUCGAGAACCCCGUCGAGGAGACUGCUGCUCCUGUCGAGGCCACUGAGACCGCCGCCCCCACUGAGGCCGCCGUUGAGACCCCUGUUGAGACUCCUGCCGAGACCGUCUCCACCCCCAAGGAGAAGCGUCGCACCUCUUUCUUCGGCAACCUCGGUGUUAAGAAGGAGAAGAAGGCUGAGUCUUCUGACAACGAGGCCACCGAUGGUGAGACCAAGGAGACCAAGGCCAAGUCCAACAAGCUUGGUGGUCUUUUCCGCAAGCCCAGCAAGGCUGUGAAGCUCGACAAGGAGGAGGUUGCCGCCGCCGAGACCGAGGCCAAGGCCGACAAGGCUGAAGAAGUCGCCCCCGCUGUCCCCGCUAAGGAGACCGCCGAGGAGGCCGCCGUCCCCGAGACCACCCAGACUGCUCCCGCCGAGGCUACCGAGGAGGCCAAGAACGUCACCGUUCAUGCUUCCACCCCUGUCCAGGCUGCCGCAUGA
Penicillium brevicompactum is the source of this 1716-nucleotide messenger RNA. RefSeq lists its product as uncharacterized. Bases 1 to 1716 code for a protein of 571 amino acids. The transcript is spliced from 3 exons. The record is from RefSeq and is a predicted model, not a curated record. NCBI's taxonomy places the organism in Eukaryota, Fungi, Ascomycota, Eurotiomycetes, Eurotiales, Aspergillaceae.